GAAAAAAGUCAAAAAAUUUUAAAAAUUUAACUGUAUAUAGAUAACACUAACAUAAACAUUUGGUGAAAAUUUCAAGUAUUUACAGUGUUUAGUUUUUGAAUUACAACCAUAUAAAAAAAUCGAUUCGGUCGAAAGCUGCAGGUUUUACGUAAAAAUUCCCGUUUUUCCGUCACCAUUUUUUUUUGUUUUUCUCGAUUUUUUUGAAAACUGUUGGAAAAUGUUUACUUUUUACCUCUAUAUAAUGCAUCAAGGAUAUUCACUUUUCCAUCGGAAACCACCCCCGAAAUUUGAAAUUAAAGCAUUAUUUCGACUAGUUAUGCUGUAAACAGACACAAAAAAAAAACAUACAUCAUUGUAAAAUCAAUACAUUCAUCACUCCGUUCAGAAUCUAAAAAAGUAACAUUAUGGACCACCGGCCGGUGAAUCUAAAGAAUGGAAUCUCUUGUUACCCCUGAAACCGGUGGCCGCAUACGCCUAUGGUUGCCUGAAUACAUAGAACAAAACUAAUAUUUUUUAUUUACCCAUAAUACAUUUAGUACCUAUAUUAUUAUUAAAUAUAUAUAAAUAGAAUUAAAAAAAACAAAAUUUCAUCGUCGAAAAAAUAAUAUGUUAUUCCAUCAUUAUUAUAUAAUUGCCCAGUAUGAUCUAUUAUUUGGACCGAAUACUGAAUAGUCUGCGGGUAUAAGCCAUUAGGUAAGAUAAUCUUAAACUUAAACAUUUACAUAAGUAUACAAUUAAUUUAAAUUAAAUUCUAUUGUUUGACACGAAAAUUACCGAAAAAAUACAUUUUUUUCCAAAAAUAAAAGGGAUUCUAACGUUAUAGCAUGAUUUAAGACUAUCUUAAAUCGUGCGUAAUAGUACCAUUAGCAACUCGAAAAUAUAGUUUAAUGGUAUAAUGGCCCCUUCUUUAAAUUGUUGCGUCUGCAAAACUGAACCUGCAAAAUUUACCGAUCGUUUUAACUAGUUUAAGUUAGCUGGUUAUCCUAAGAAAAGAAAAUAAAUUGCUAAGUUCAAGUUAAUUAACCUAUAAAUUAAUUUCAGUAACAAAGUUGAGAAAAAUAAUAACUCAUUUAAGAAAAGUUUUUAAAGGCUAUACUGCCUAUACUACUUAGAGGUUUGAACAGGUUAGGUUUUUUUUUAUUUAGUUUUCAACAAUAUUGUUAGUUUAGGGCGCGGAUUUAUAUGCAUUAAAAACCAACCAAAUAUGCUCAAAAAAUCUUAAAUAUGCAUAAAAAAUUAUUUAUUGAACAAUAGUGAGAUAAGGAAUGUCAAUGUUUAAUUAUGGUGCGAUGGUCGUAACCGAUAUUUUCUUAUUUCAGUUUACGUAUUUAUUUCCCAAAUUAUUGAUCUAAGCCAUGGCUUAAAUAUUUAAGCCAUGAUCUAAGCCAUAAUGCCAUAUUUGAAAAACCGUUUAUUUCUAUAAGUAUACCUAUUAAUUUAUAAUUUAUAUUGAUAUUAAUCAAAACUAUAAAAAUAUAAUAUUUUUCUUUAUAUUAUAAUAGACAAUCACAAUAGUACAUAAUAUUUAAAAAAUAUCUAAAAAAAAAAACAUCGAUUUAUGGACUAAAAGAUAAAAUAUGCAAUUAACAUUUUAAAAUAAGCCCUUAAAGUAGAAAUUUUCAAAAUAUUCAUGGACUAAGCUGAUCUCGGUCCGUGGCUCUGUGGCAGUAGAAAUCACGGUCAUUAUUAUAAGCCAACAGCUAAGUUGAUAAUACUUGAGUGAUAAUAACUAUCAUAAGUUUGAAUUAUCAAUUAUCUUCAAAUAACAUUUCGUAUCUUACCUCAAUAACGCUAUAGUAGACUGUUACUUAUAUAGCACUACCAUAAUAAUACUUCGAUAGUAAGUUGUCAUAGUUUGUAGUGUAACUGUGUAAACUGUAAAGUGUUAGUAGUUAGUACUUCGGAAACGUUCAGAGUGUUCAGACUUCAGAGUCGCUGGUCGUCAAAUGAUAUAAUAUUGUCGUGCUAUUCUUUAGAUAAAUAUUUCAUUUUAUACAUUUAUUUACCGUUUAUAAAAUGAAUUCAUCCACACAAUACAGUAUGCGUUGGGAUGAUUUUUCAUCCCAUUUCACUAAUGAAUUUGUGUCUCUACGGAAUGACGAACAAUUCGUCGAUGUCACAUUAUGUUGUGAUGAUCAAUUCAUCAAAGCUCACAAAGUUAUUUUAUCAGCAUGCAGCCCUUAUUUUAAAAAAAUACUCAUGAUGAAUCCAUCAAAACAUGUCACAGUUAUUAUGCACAAUGUGGAAUAUGAACUUAUGAAAACUUUAGUUGACUUCAUGUAUUUAGGAGAAGUACUUGUAAAUCAAAAUAAUGUUGAUAGGUUUUUUAAAUUAGCCAAAACAUUCAACAUAAAAGGAUUUCAAAAUGGAUUUAAUAAAAAUGAAAGUUCAAUUUUGCCUUCCUUAUGUGAAAAUGUAGAGCAAGAUGUUCCAAAAAACGAUGUUAUUGAUUCUAUGGAUAAUCAUGAUGAUGGAUUAUUUGCUAAUCAAUUAGAUCAACUCAAUCAACUUGUGAAUCCCAAUGAAAUAAUUAAACGAAGGAAAAUAGAAACAAAUUAUUGGCAACAAUCUACUGAAACAACUCCAUCAACUCAACCAGAAAAACAGAGGUGUCAUUCUUUGGAUCCACGACCAUGUCCAGAGUGUGGUCGUCAAUAUAGCAGUUUAUCUAACUUAAGGCAACACAUUGAAUUAAUUCAUAAACCUGGUUGUGUCGUUUGUCCUUUAUGUGGUAAAACAUUCAAAAAUAAGCUUUAUUUACGGCGGCAUUUUAUAAGUUUUCAUGAAAUGUUACCAUCCAAAGUACAAAAUACAUCUGACCCAGGUACACCUUAUACUUCAACUCCAUUGCAUUAUCAAUCUGAUCAAAAUCAACAGAGAUUACAAAUCAAAGAACAGUCUAAUACCCAACAAUUAAGUUCUACUUGUUUUGAUCAAAGUAUACAUCCACGUUAAGUAGAGCCAAAUGGCAAACGUUAAGUUACUUUUUUCUAAUAAUUGUUGUUAUGGUAUUAUUAUUGAGUAUUAUCAAAGGCCAUGGGUUUAAUCAUCUAAUUGUAAAUUAAAUAUUGACUAUUUAUGUGCAAUUAUAUUAAAUGUAAAUACUUUAUUCUUUAUUAGAAAAUAUACUUUUUUUGCAGGCACAUGUUCAAUGAGUUUAUAGGGACCAAAUUCUCCAGAACAUUUUCUAUGAUAUACAUUUUUUUGAUUUUUCAAAAGUAUUAUAACAAUAUUUAGAAUCAAAACCAAUUUUUCUUAAUACAAUUUUGGCUAUGUGCCUGAUUUCAUGAUCUCUAAAUUAAGUAUUACAAGAUGCUAUACAUCUUCUAUACAAACCAAGAAUUUUAUUUGGCCUGUAUUUAAUAUUAUUUUAGAAUCAUUAAAUAUGGUGCUAAUACUUGUAAUCCAAAUAGAUUAAAAUAUUUCAAUCUUUUAAUCUCAUAGUUUAAACAAUAAAUGAAUAAAUGUUAAUUACUUAUUGUUGUCUCCUAAAGAUAUGGAAUGCUACUAAUAUAUUAACUAACAAUGUAUCACAUUUAUAACCAUUUUUAGGGCUACUAGACAAAUAGCUUCAAUAAUUAUAAUUUAUUAUAUUAUAAUAAUUAUGGUUUUAUGAUGACUUACUUAAAUAUUUUUAAUAUAUUCAAAUACUAACUGCAAUAAUAUAGAAACCAUGAAACAAAAGUCCUUCAUGGUCAAUAUUUAAUAUAUAUUUUUUUAUUGUAUUUUCUUAACUUAUGUAUAUGUUAUGGAGUAAAAUAAAUUUAGAUAACGCAAAAUUGUCAACAUAUCCAGUAAAAAUUAUAUUAUACAUAUCAAUUAUUAUUUUUUUUCUUAUUUCAAUAGUUAUCUUAUAAAACCAACGUAUUUACCAUAUUCACUUUUAUUUUUUCAAAAAUGAUCCCUUAAAUCAAUAUUAACUAUUUCAGAAAUGGAUUCCCAAACAAUAGCAUAUUUAAACCUGGUUUGAUAUCACAAUCAAAUUUAAUUUUAUUACAAUAUUUUUUUGGCCUGCCUUUUUAACUUAAUUUAAUUGUAUAGUAAUAUAACUACCAUGACUUUUAAUUAUAUCAAUAACAAAGUCAGAAAUAUAGUUAAUUUAGGUUACAUUUUGCACUUAAUCCAUAACAUAUAUAUUGUCAAAAUAAAAUCAGUAACAAAGUGGCCAACUGGUACACAUGAUCAUGGCACCACAUUUAGUAAAUAAAUAUGAUUUAUGCACCAAAAUAAAUUAUCUUGGCGUUAAUACUUGUCAUUUAAUAAAUUGUAAACUUAUACUGUAUAAUAUUGUUAAUUCAUUUUACAUUCAAAUAGUUUUAAUUAUGUUAUGUUAUAUUUUUCUUGAUUAUUAUAUAAUAUGGUUUAAAAAAUACAAUUUUUAAACUUCUUUGUAGGAACUUAUAUAAGUUGUAAAUUAUAUAAGUAAUACAUUUGUAUAAAUAAAAUUAAUUUAUUAAUUAUUA
Aphis gossypii (cotton aphid) is the source of this 4463-nucleotide messenger RNA. RefSeq names its product protein abrupt-like. The transcript has 4 exons. Gene Ontology annotation, biological process: regulation of transcription by RNA polymerase II. Lineage: Eukaryota; Metazoa; Arthropoda; Insecta; Hemiptera; Aphididae. Bases 2017 to 2955 code for a protein of 312 amino acids. Gene Ontology annotation, cellular component: nucleus. Gene Ontology annotation, molecular function: protein binding. The record is from RefSeq and is a predicted model, not a curated record.